AUGCAUUGUGGGAUUGUGGGCGAGGCCAGCCGCAUCUUAGUAACAGCUGAUAGAUGCUGUGGUUGCUAGUGUUUUACUAAUAUUCUUCUCCACCUUAGUGCUAGUAGAAUAUUGGAUACAGGCUUUUUGUAAAUAUCUGGUACCAUGCAAGCGGAAGACGCACGUUAUCUAAAAAGGAAGGUGAAAGGAGGGAACAUUGAUGUUCAUCCAACAGAGAAAGCCCUUGUGGUUCAUUAUGAAGUAGAAGCUACCAUUCUGGGUGAAAGGGGGGAUCCUAUGCUCGGAGACCGCAAGGAAUGUCAGAAAAUCAUUCGUCUGAAGAGCCUUAAUUCGAAUACUGACAUUGCGUCCUUGGCUCGUAAAGUCGUGGAUGAAUGCAAACUCAUACACCCGUCCAAAGUGGCAGAAGUAGAACAGCUGCUUUAUUAUUUGCAGAAUCGUAGGGACACCCAUUUGAGUAAAGAAAAGAAAGAGAAGAAAGUGAGUAAACCAAAGGACCCACCUCCCUUUGAAGGCAUGGAGAUUGAUGAAGUAGCCAACAUCAAUGAUGUGGAAGAAUAUAUCGAGCUGCUGUAUGAAGACAUUCCUGAGAAAGUGCGCGGCUCUGCCCUCAUUCUUCAACUAGCACGUAAUCCAGACAACUUGGAAGAGCUGCUACAAAAUGAGACUGCGCUAGGAGCUUUGGCCCGAGUACUGAGGGAAGAUUGGAAGCAAAGCGUUGAGCUUGCUACUAACAUCAUUUAUGUGUUCUUCUGUUUUUCAAGUUUUUCCCAGUUCCAUGGACUCAUCACCCACUACAAAAUCGGGGCACUGUGUAUGAAUGUCAUUGAUCAUGAGCUGAAGAGACAUGAGCUGUGGCAGGAAGAGCUACAGAAAAAGAAGAAAGCUGUUGCCCUGUACUUGUUGCUGAAUUUGGCUGAAGACCCAAGGACGGAGCUAAAGAUGAGGAACAAGAAUAUUGUGCACAUGCUGGUCAAGGCCCUGGACAGAGAAAACUUUGAGCUUCUUAUUUUGGUUGUUUCCUUCCUGAAGAAACUCAGCAUCUUUAUGGAAAAUAAAAACGACAUGGCAGAAAUGAAUAUUGUUGAGAAACUAGCUAAGCUCGUACCCUGUGAACAUGAAGAUCUGCUAAACAUUGUUCUUCGACUUCUGCUGAACCUCUCAUUUGACACUGGGCUACGAAACAAGAUGGUGCAAGUGGGACUUCUGCCGAAGCUCACAGCUCUCAUGAACAAUGAAAACCACAAACAGAUCGCAAUGUGUGUUCUUUACCACGUUAGUAUGGAUGACCGCUUCAAGUCGAUGUUUGCUUAUACAGACUGCAUUCCCCAGUUAAUGAAGAUGCUGUCUGAAUGUGUAGAAGAGCACAUUGACCUGCAGUUGAUCUCCUUCUGCAUCAAUCUUGCUGCCAACAAGAGAAAUGCUCAGCUGAUCUGUGAAGGAAAUGGUCUACGAAUGUUGAUGAAAAGAGCACUGAAGUUUAGAGAUCCUCUGCUGAUGAAAAUGAUCAGGAACAUCUCCCAGCAUGAUGGCCCAACCAAGACCUUGUUCAUUGAUUAUGUUGGAGAUUUAGCAGCACAGAUCACAAAUGAGGAUGAUGAAGAAUUUUCCAUUGAAUGUCUUGGUACACUGGCCAACUUAACCGUUCCAGAUUUGGACUGGGAAUUGGUGUUAAAGGAAUACAAACUGGUACCCUAUCUUAAAGAUAAACUCAAGCCAGGUACAGCUGAAGACGACCUGGUGCUGGAGGUAGUGAUUAUGAUUGGAACUGUAUCCAUGGAUGAUUCAUGUGCCGUUAUGCUUGCCAGAUCUGGGAUUAUCCCUGCACUCAUUGAAUUACUAAAUGCUCAGCAGGAAGAUGAUGAAUUUGUGUGCCAGAUUGUGUAUGUCUUUUAUCAAAUGGUUUUCCACCAGGCUACCAGGGAUGUCAUCAUCAAAGAAACACAGGCUCCAGCCUAUCUGAUAGACUUGAUGCAUGACAAGAAUGCUGAGAUCCGUAAGGUGUGCGACAAUACAUUGGAUAUUAUUGCGGAGUACGAUGAAGAAUGGGCCAAGAAGAUUCAGAGUGAGAAGUUCCGCUGGCACAACUCCCAGUGGCUGGAAAUGGUAGAAAGUCGACAGAUGGAUGAAAGUGAACAGUACUUGUAUGGUGAUGAUCCCAUUGAGCCCUAUAUUCAUGAGGGAGACAUUCUGGAGAGGCCUGACCUCUACUAUAAUGCAGAUGGGUUGCUGAGCUCAAAUGGAGCAGUAAGUCCAGAUUUCUUCAGUGAUUAUCAUCUGCAGAAUGGCAGGUUGUUUCCUGAGUAUGAUAUGUACUACGAGGGACAUCCCGCUUUCCUGCUCGAUGGGGAGGAAGUUGAUGAAUUUGGUAGACCAGUGGAACCAUUCAGCAUUGGAGUUGAUGGAUUCGGGCAGCCUGUUGGCAUCCCAGGACGUCCCACCACAGCAUAUGGAUACCGUCCAGAUGAAGCCUUAUUUUAUGGCUACAGCAGCAGAUAAUCACAAAGUCGGCCAGUAUAAACCUUCCGUGAAGAGCCUUCAAAUAACUGCAUUUUGAUUGUGUUGCAUGGAUAGUAUUUUAGCAUCCAUUCAUCUGUGAAGCAGAGCUAGCUUAUCUGUGUUAUGUAAAAGAAUCCCAGAGAUUUUAUAAUAAAGCUGUGCCCCCCUAUUGUGCUACGUUACCUCCUAGGUAGGUUUCACUUGUUUAUAUCCAGAUAGAAUGCAUGCAUUUUGUGCCAUUCUUAAAUAUAGCAAAAUAAUCAGCGCCUUUUUGACUGUGUAGGAACUGCCUCACACAGUGACAAACACAGGGAGCACAUGUAGGUAUACUGUGUCCCGCUAUAUGAGACAGGCUGUGGUGGUCUUAGAGAAUAGGCGACCCAUCACUACCCUGAUUAGAGAAAGAAUGUUCUUUAUUAGGGUGUUAAUGUACUGGCAAUGCCCACUGAAAAACAAGUCCUCCACAUUUUUCAUGCAUACAAUAAAAAAGUAAAUAAAAGAAAAGAAGCGUGUGUGAAACAGAGAAAGAAAGCAUAUUUGAGAGAGUGCUGACUGCAACAGGCAUUCUUUCAGCACAGAUCUGUUAAACUCUAAGAGGAAUGAAACUCUUACAUCUGGCAUUAUUUCUUGACUUUAAACUUCAGUAAUUUUUCCAGAAAGUUAAUAGUUCUAGGAGGCAUAGUGUACCACUGUAUGGCAAAAUCAGUAACAGUAAAAAGGCAUGGGGAGUUGUAUUUCCUUGCAUUCUGUAAUGUUUUUCUUUCAUUGCUCAGAGCGAGACAACUGAGGUGUAUUCAUUCAGCAAAGAAUUAUUGCUGGUUGUGUGGGUGAGAAUCUCUGUCUGUCUUUUCCUGCAUCUGAAUGUGUAUAUGUGUGCGCGGACACAUUAAAUAUUUACCUAACUUAUGUUUUUGAUGUAAAAUACUUCCUCCAACAAUUACAUGUUAUGGCAAGUUUGAAACAUUAGGCAUAAGAAAUAGUUUACAUCAAAAAUAGUUAAACAAGUAUAUAGUAAUAAAAAACAAAUACAGAACUAUCUUAACAGCUAGCCCAUUCUCAUAUCUGACAGGGUGUAUGUUGGUGAACGAAUGCCCUUCUCUGGGUAUACAGGCCCUCUUCCGCUCACAACACCCCUGGAUUGGUGUUAUUGUCCAAUAACACAUACCCUGUCAGGUAUUGUAUCUUUGCUUUCAAGCUGAUGUGUGUGUGGUUUUUGUUAUUAGAUAUGAGACAUGAUCAUAUAACAGACUUUUGUUAGAUGAUCAAUGUCCUUUACUGUUUACAUCUCAUUUUAAUUACUUUUCAUUUUGUAAAUGUUACAUGACAACUCAUCAAACAGAACUGACAUCAGACCACAGCUAAAAGAAAAAAAAAUGCAGAAACAGCAAAUUAUUGAUUUUAAAGAAAUUUGAAAAUUAAGUUUUGCGGGGUACAGUCCCUGCUUUGUUGCAAGGCUACACCCAAUAUUCCUUUGAUUCUGAAUUUGAAGUUAUCACACCAAAUGGUAAGGAGGGUACUUUUUUGUCACUUAUGUUGAAAGACCUUACAUUUGGGAUACUUAAUGUGUAAAGAAACAGGCCUGUGUAUUAAACAUUCAGUAUCAGGCUAAGAGUGGCAGAAGUGAUAAUGCUGUUGUCUCACAGCAAGAGGUUCCUUGGUUUGAUUCCUACAGCAAGAGGUUCCUUGGUUUGAUUCCUGGCCGGGGUGCCUUCUGUGCAGAGUCCGUACAUCCUUCCUGUGUUUGUGUGGGUUUCCUCUGGGUGCUCUGGUUUUCUCCCACAUUCCAAAGAUAUGUAGUAGUUGGAGUGGACAUACAAAAUUGUCCAUAGGUGUCAGUGUGUGUGAUUUUGUGGUACUGAAGAAUAACUGUGGCCCACAGUCAGUGUAAACUUUGGCUCUAGAUGAUUGUCACUGUUGAGGUGACAUCCUGAUCCCAUGUGUAAAAAUAGGUAAAGGGUUGUAGAAGGAUGGCUGGAUGAGGAUACUAAUGAAAUGCCAGGCUCCAAAUGUAACACUCUUGCUUUGUUCACUUCAUUACAUAAUUGGAUACUAGGUAGAGUUUCUACACAGUAAAAGUACGCUGAACAUUUGCUUACUUAAAUACAUCUGUGAGUGGCAUAAAAUAGACUAAAUGCAUGCAUUCUAUAUGGAUAUACAAAAAUUUGGUCUUAGGAAGUAAGGUAUCACAAAAUAUCAUACAUAAUUUUACAGUAAAAAUAAAACCGUAAUUCUUUAAUGGUCUCAAAAUAAACUCGUCAUUUUCGGAAAGCUGAAAGUACUACUGCUGCUUUAUUCAGUUUGAACAAGGGCGUUGACCUGAAUGGCAAACAGCCUGUGUAAAUCUACUGACCAGAAAACUUUUGAACUGUGCACUGUAGACUAAUAGACAGCUGGUUAAUAUUUAUUGUGGGAAAGUGUAUAAUUUGUUGCUAAAUCUGGAUGUUUGAUUUUUUUAUCAUGGCAUUUAUGCUGAUUUUUUAACUGCAAGUUUUUAUGUUGAUUUACUGUAUUCCAUUCAAAGGGUGUGGUUUGAUUAGGAAAGAAUCCCCUCUGUCUUUUCUCCUUUUUAAAUUUUUUGCACAGUUUUAUAUGUAUAUUUAUAUUAUGUAUAUUGUCAACAUUCAUGUUUUGAAUUGUAUGCCAAGAGACUGUGAUGAGAUUGUAACUUGGAUAGCUCAGCUUAUGUGCAAACCUUGGUAUGUUCACUAAUUUGAUUUCUACAGAGAAGACAACAUUUUUUCUCAUCACUAUGUUUUUUGGGAAUUGUGAAAAUGUUUUUGCUUGUGUGUGUAAAGAAUUGCCAUAUUGUGCUUCAACUGAAAAACAUAGAUUGCCUUUUGUUACAUUUUGUCCAUUUUUAACAUAUUUUCAACAUUUUGGGUACAUCUAAACAAUCAUAGUUUGAAAUGUCCUUGUCACACUUCUUUUGCUGAUGUUCAUGUGUAUAUAGGUUCUGCUGUGAGAGGAUUCUGCAGUAAACAACAUCAAAACAUCAAAA
Protopterus annectens (West African lungfish) is the source of this 5497-nucleotide messenger RNA. RefSeq names its product kinesin associated protein 3 (gene KIFAP3). Lineage: Eukaryota; Metazoa; Chordata; Ceratodontiformes; Protopteridae. Gene Ontology annotation, biological process: microtubule-based movement; cilium organization. Gene Ontology annotation, cellular component: kinesin II complex; ciliary transition zone; axoneme. Gene Ontology annotation, molecular function: kinesin binding. The record is from RefSeq and is a predicted model, not a curated record.